AUGAAGUUAGCUAAGAUAUCUACCCUUUUAUUAUUGCCCAUGGCACUUUGUGCUGCAGUUCCCGAAACAAACUAUGACAUCGAGGCUGAUGUUUCUAUGGAACAAUUGGGUAACCAAGAACAACUUGCUCAAGAACUCACUAUCGAACAAGGCUUAGCUCUCUUCUUUAACGAAGCUCAUAGAGUAGCCAAUGAAGCUAUUGUUGAGCAAGUCAAGGCAAUGAACAUGGAAAAUGGCCCCAGCAAUCUUUCUGAACUUUUUGAGAUGAUGUUCUCUGAUGAAGCCAUCAGUGCUGCUCAAUUUGUCAACACUACAGGUACCAACCCUAUCACUGGCUUACUCGGUGGUCUCGGUAGCGCUAUUGGUUCUUUGACUGGUACCGUUGGUACUGUUGUCAACACUACCCUUAGCAACCCUACCACUACUGUUGUUAACCCUCUUACCGGUUUAUUGGGUGGUGUCCUCGGUGGCAUUGGUAGCACUGUUGGUACUGUCGUUUCUCCUAAUGGUACCGUCAAUGGUCUUUUGGGUGGUCUUGGUAACCUCACCGGUGGCCUUUUGGGAGGUGUUCUUAACACUACUGGUGGUCUUUUGGGAGGUGCUCUUAACACUACUGGUGGUCUUUUGGGUAACCCUCUUAACCUCACCAACAUCCUCGGUGGUGGUGCUCUCAACCUCACUGAUAUUCUUGGUGGUGCUUUCAACAUUACCGGAGGUCUCUUGGGUGGUCUUGGUAACCUCACCAGCGGCCUUGGUAACCUUACUGAUGGUCUUUUGGGUGGUGUCGGUAACUUGACUACCGCUGCUCCUGGUCUCUUGGGUGGUGUUCUUGGUGGUAUUGUUCAAAACUUAACAAACGGUGUUCUCGAUAACAAAGCUUUGCAAGGUAUUAUUGGUUUUAUUGGUAAUGCUGUCAACAGCAUUGUCUCCGGUUCUGCUUCUAUUCCUCAAUUGAUUGAAGCUGUUGUUGGUAACCUUGCUUCCCUUGUCGGUUCUGCUUCUCCACUCGGUGCUUUCCUCCAAAACCUUGCCAAGUUCUUGUCUCAAAACCAAAACGGUAUUCUUUUCAACUUCCUCAGACUUGCUGCUAUUCUUCAAGCUGUCAUCAAAGCCGUUCUUCAAUUGGUUUCCAGUGUUGUUGGUAACCUUGGUCAAGGUGUUCAAAACGCUAUUGCUCAAAUUAUCUUUGGUGUCGUUGGUAGAAUCCUCACUGGUGGUCUCCUCCGUGUUCAAGAUAUGGAAGCUCAAAGUGCCAGCGAUAUGAUGGACUUUGUUCGUAGUAUCAUGGAAAAGGCUAUGACUGCUGAUCCUUCUAUUGUGUCUGUCUUGAGCAACCCUACUGAAGAAAACAUUGCUAAUGCCAUUGCUGUCUUCUCUCAAGUUCUUUCUCAAGACAGUGACAUUGCUGCUUGA
Molecule: messenger RNA, 1413 nt
Organism: Gilbertella persicaria
Lineage: Eukaryota; Fungi; Mucoromycota; Mucoromycetes; Mucorales; Choanephoraceae
Exons: 2
Coding region: 1-1413 (470 amino acids)
Source: RefSeq, a predicted model, not a curated record